UUAUGGUCGCUAUGGUAACCUGCUGACGUACUCUUUUUAAAUACUAGUUAGGCAGGUAGUGUGUAGUUUGGGUUUUUGGUCGUAGCUGAGGAAUCCUUGGCGUGAGGAAUCCCGCGCUGUGUGACGCACGCGAGGAAGAGCGGGAACUAUCACAGCGCGAGGACACUCCACAUUCUCCAGCACAGAUGCGCGCGGACUGCGCCGCUUGUUUCCCCACAUCGCUGUUCCCUUAGCUUUCAAAAACAAGCGCGUUGUUUUCUGUCAGCGCGCGUACAGAUAGUGAACCAUCUGUUAGUUAGAAAGUUAGAAAAGUGUCGCGCGGCUGGAGGGGAGAGAGAGAGAGAGAGAGAAAGAGAGAGAGAGAGAGAUGGGCACUUUGAGGGACCUGCAGUACGCGUUACAGGAGAAAAUCGAAGAGCUGAGGCAGAGAGAUGCGCUCAUUGAUGAACUGGAGCUUGAGCUGGACCAGAAGGACGAGCUCAUUCAGAAACUACAGAACGAGCUGGAUAAAUAUCGCUCCGUGAUCCGGCCAGCCACUCAGCGCGCGCACAAACAAAGCGAGCUGCAGGAGCAGCAGCGCAUCAAGAGGCAGGCGAUCUCCGCCGAGCCCACCGCCUUCGACAUCCACGACCUCAGCCAUGUAACGCUCCCCUUCUACCCCAAGAGUUCACAGUCCAAAGACUUGAUCAAAGAAGCCAUCUUAGACAAUGACUUCAUGAAGAACCUGGAGCUGUCCCAGAUCCAGGAGAUAGUGGACUGCAUGUAUCCAGUAGAAUAUGGCAAGGACAGCUGCAUCAUUAAAGAGGGCGAUGUAGGGUCGCUCGUCUAUGUAAUGGAAGAUGGUAAAGUGGAGGUAACAAAAGAAGGCUUGAAGCUGUGCACUAUGGGGCCUGGGAAAGUGUUUGGAGAGCUUGCCAUCCUUUAUAAUUGUACACGAACGGCCACAGUGAAGACUCUAACCAACGUGAAGUUAUGGGCCAUCGACAGGCAGUGCUUUCAGACCAUCAUGAUGAGGACCGGACUGAUAAAGCAUGCAGAAUACAUGGAGUUUCUCAAAAGCGUUCCAACAUUCCAUAGUCUUCCGGAAGAAAUACUAAGCAAACUGGCUGAUGUCCUUGAGGAGACGCAUUAUGAGGAUGGAGAUUAUAUAAUCAGGCAGGGAGCCAGAGGAGACACCUUCUUCAUCAUUAGUAAAGGAAAGGUGACCGUGACCCGAGAGGACUCUGCCAGUCAGGAGACAGUGUACCUGCGCUCUCUGGGGAAGGGUGAUUGGUUCGGAGAGAAAGCCUUGCAAGGAGAGGACAUCAGGACAGCCAGUGUCAUUGCUGCAGAGACUGUUACCUGCCUUGUUAUUGACAGAGAAUCAUAUAAGCACCUUAUUGGAGGUUUGGAGGAUGUGUCCAGCAAAGGAUCAGAAGACGCAGAGGCCAAAGCAAAGUACGAGGCAGAGAAUGCAUUCUUCUUCAACCUGCACCUGUCAGACUUCAAUAUCAUAGACACCCUUGGAGUUGGAGGAUUUGGACGUGUUGAGUUGGUGCAGCUGAAGAGUGAUGAGUAUAAGACAUUUGCAAUGAAGAUCCUGAAGAAGCGCCACAUUGUAGACACCAGACAACAGGAGCAUAUCCGCUCAGAGAAACUCAUAAUGCAGGAAGCUCACUCGGACUUCAUCGUCAGGCUAUACAGGACUUUUAAGGACAGUAAAUACUUGUAUAUGCUGAUGGAGGCAUGUCUGGGAGGAGAAUUAUGGACCAUCCUCAGAGACAGGGGUUCGUUUGAUGAUUCUACCACACGAUUUUACACAGCGUGUGUAGUGGAGGCUUUCGCCUAUCUGCAUUCCAAAGGCAUUAUUUACAGAGACCUCAAACCGGAGAACCUUAUAUUGGACCACCGGGGCUACGCCAAACUGGUGGACUUUGGCUUUGCUAAGAAGAUUGGAUUUGGAAAGAAGACAUGGACAUUCUGUGGUACACCAGAGUAUGUAGCCCCAGAGAUCAUUCUUAACAAAGGUCAUGAUAUCUCAGCAGACUACUGGUCCUUGGGCAUCCUCAUGUAUGAACUACUAACAGGCAGCCCUCCUUUUUCAGGCCCUGACCCCAUGAAGACUUACAACAUCAUUCUAAGAGGCAUUGACAUGAUUGAAUUUCCAAAGAAGAUUACAAAAAAUGCUGCCAAUCUCAUUAAAAAGCUAUGCAGGGACACUCCUUCUGAAAGAUUAGGAAAUUUGAAAAAUGGUGUCAAGGAUAUUCAAAAGCACAAGUGGUUUGAGGGCUUUAACUGGGAUGGCUUACGGAAGGGAACACUGACGCCUCCCAUCAUCCCUAGUGUCACAUCAGCUACAGACACAAGCAACUUUGACAGCUUUCCUGAGGACAAUGAGGACCCUCCUCCUGAUGAUAACUCUGGCUGGGAUAUAGAUUUCUAAACCUGCACACUACAAGCGUAUACACACCAAACUAAAGACCUGUUCCACUGUUGCCUGGAACAGAGCUGCUUCUUUUGGGACAGGCUGCAUUUAAAACUGCUUGGAGAGUGAGAGAGAGAGAGAGAGAACAGACCGAUCGA
Molecule: messenger RNA, 2562 nt
Organism: Pangasianodon hypophthalmus (striped catfish)
Lineage: Eukaryota; Metazoa; Chordata; Actinopteri; Siluriformes; Pangasiidae
Gene: prkg1a
Product: protein kinase cGMP-dependent 1a
Exons: 18
Coding region: 368-2422 (684 amino acids)
Biological process (GO): protein phosphorylation
Molecular function (GO): ATP binding; cGMP-dependent protein kinase activity
Source: RefSeq, a predicted model, not a curated record